This is a messenger RNA of Rhododendron vialii, 1606 nucleotides long. Its product is annotated as pantothenate kinase 2. Gene Ontology annotation, molecular function: pantothenate kinase activity; ATP binding. Gene Ontology annotation, biological process: coenzyme A biosynthetic process. Gene Ontology annotation, cellular component: nucleus; cytosol. The transcript is spliced from 10 exons. The record is from RefSeq and is a predicted model, not a curated record. NCBI's taxonomy places the organism in Eukaryota, Viridiplantae, Streptophyta, Magnoliopsida, Ericales, Ericaceae. Bases 158 to 1261 code for a protein of 367 amino acids.
CGGUUCCCGUUAAUUUUACUGGGUCUUAGCAGAGUGGUUAAGUCACACAAGUCAGUACAGUGGUACACCUUCAUCACAAUAUAAACAUGCGUAUCUAGAGAGAGAGAGAGAGAGAGAGAGAGAGAACUGAAGGUGUUGAGGAAUCACGGACAGAGCGAUGGAGAUUGCGUCGCCACAGCCAUCAGCCGAUGAAGGGUCACACCUGGCCAUAGAUAUUGGAGGCUCUCUCAUCAAAUUGGUGUAUUCCUCAAAUAAUAGUGAGCCUGAUGAUAAGGGUAAACAGUCUUCAAAGGAAUGUUCAGGAGUUUCCAAUGACAGUAAUGAUUAUCCGGUUCUUGGUGGUAGGCUCCAUUUUGCAAAGUUUGAGACAAGCAAGAUCAACGAUUGCUUGGAAUUUAUUUCAUCUAAGCAGCUUCACCGACACGGUCGUUGGCAUCAUGAGGCUGCCGGUCGCGACAAGGACACUAUAAAGGCCACCGGAGGUGGGGCUUACCGGUUUGCAGAUCUAUUCAAAGAGAAGCUGGGUGUUGGCCUUGACAAAGUAGACGAAAUGGAUUGUCUUGUGUCUGGAGCAAAUUUUCUACUUAACGCAGUGCACCCGGAAGCUUUUACUUACAUCGAUGGUCGUGAGGAGUAUGUGCAGAUAGACCCUAAUGAUUUGUACCCUUAUCUCCUUGUGAAUAUUGGAUCUGGUGUCAGCAUGAUAAAGGUGGAUGGAGAUGGAAAGUUUGAAAGAGUUAGCGGAACAAGUGUUGGUGGUGGCACUUUUUGGGGUUUGGGAAGGCUUUUAACCAACUGCAAGAGUUUUGAUGAAUUGCUAGAGUUGAGCCACAAUGGGAAUAAUAGAGUUAUAGACAUGCUUGUUGGAGACAUCUACGGUGGAACGGACUACAAGAAGAUAGGUCUUACUUCAACAACCAUCGCUUCUAGCUUUGGAAAGGCCAUUUCUGAAAAUAAAGAACUUGGAGACUACAGGCCUGAAGAUAUCUCUCGGUCCCUACUAAGAAUGAUCUCAAAUAAUAUUGGGCAGAUCUCUUACUUGAAUGCACUUCGUUUUGGACUCAAGCGGAUAUUUUUUGGAGGUUUUUUCAUUCGUGGUCAUGCUUACACCAUGGACACAAUUUCUGUUGCUGUUCAUUUCUGGUCAAAAGGAGAGGCACAGGCAAUGUUUUUGAAGCAUGAAGGGUUUCUUGGAGCGUUGGGAGCGUUCAUGAGCUAUGAAACUCAUGGUCUUGAUACUAUAAUCACCCCUAGUUCGUGAACGACCCAAUCAUUACAUUCUAUACGAGAAGAUUAGAAGAAUUUUGCCGCUUCAGAGCUGCUUACAAAUUGCAUUAGUUAUCAAGCACGGUGUUUCAGUAUUCCUCAGCACUUAUCCUUAGUCCAAGGUAUCAAACUGUAGACUCUCCACACCCAAUUACAACUCUGCUGUCUUGUAUUUGGACUAGCCAUUUCCUUAGAGAAAGCCCCGCAAAAGGGUGAAAAGUAUUAUGAUUCCAGAAGGCACUAUUGUAAGCCGUAUAUGUAUACUAAUAUACUACCACUAAUUCGGUGCUAUCAAUGGAAUCAAAUAAAAACAGAGCUCGAACGAUUUUUUUUGGCUUCA